AUGGCAGCUUCCAAGUCGUCUCAGCAUAGCUUCAUGUUGGCCCUGGCAUCAAUGGCAAUGCUUACCGGCGUUUACGCAAGAGGUGAAGCUGCCACCAGCUAUGAAGCUUCCACAAAGUACCUAGGGUGCUAUUCUGACCCGAAGGUCACGAUUCUUACCUCGGCCAAGCUGUCCACAAUCGCUAUGACGCCGCAGUUCUGCGCCGACUGGUGCGGCCAGCGAGGAUUCUCACACAGCGGGAUCGAAUUUGGGACGCAAUGCUUCUGUGGUGCAGAACCUGACUUGAGUGAUGCCACUCGAACAGAUGACGGCGAUUGCAACACGCCCUGCCCCUUGGAACCGUCCAGUUCGUGCGGCGCAACCUACGUUAUGUCGUUAUAUCAAAUUGUAAAUCCCCAAGGAGGGAGCCCCGACACGCGCUUCGUGCCUGCCUGCCAACGGCGACCUUUGAGCAGCCACCCAGUGUGCAAUACUGCCCUUAGUAUUCCCGAGAGAGUGAAGUCUCUGGUUAAUUCACUGACCCAGGAAGAAAAAAUCUUGAACUUGAUGGAUGCUGCAGCGGGAUCAGAACGUCUGGGCUUGUCAUCGUAUGAAUGGUGGAGCGAGGCAACUCACGGUGUUGGGUCUGCACCUGGCGUGCAAUUUACACGUGCCCCCGCCAAUUUCAGUUCGGCCACGAGCUUCCCUGCCCCGAUUCUCACGGCGGCUUCCUUUGACGAUGCGCUGUUUCGCGAUAUCGGCGAAGUUACCGGAAAAGAGGGACGAGCUUUUGCCAACAACGGCUUCUCCGGGUUCGACUUCUGGGCUCCCAACAUUAACGCCUUCAGGGACCCCCGCUGGGGAAGAGGUCAGGAAACGUCCGGCGAGGAUGUGCUGGUGGCCCAAAACUACGUUCGCGGGUUCGUCCAGGGGCUUCAGGGUGAUGACCCUAAGGAGAAGCAAGUGAUCGCCACAUGCAAACAUUUUGCGGUCUAUGACAUCGAGACUGAUCGAUAUGGCAACAAUUUCAACCCCACACAACAAGAACUCGGAGAAUACUUUUUGCCACCAUUCAAGACAUGUGCUCGAGAUAGCGGCGUGGGGAGUGUGAUGUGCGCCUAUAAUGCCGUGUUUGGUGUCCCCGCCUGUGCAAGCGAAUAUCUGCUCGGCGAUGUCCUGAGAGAUCACUGGAAUUUCACGGCCGAUUACAACUAUGUCGUGUCGGAUUGCACUGCGGUAACGGAAAUUUGGCAGAGCCAUAACUUUACCAAUUCUGCUGAGGAGGCGGCCUCGGUCGCUCUCAACUCCGGGGUGGACUUGGAAUGUGGAAGCUCAUACCUGAAACUGAAUGAAUCGCUGGCCUCCAACCACACAUCUAUCGAGACUUUGGACCGAUCCUUGCAAAGGCUGUACUCGGCCCUUUUCACGGUUGGUUUCUUCGAUGGAGGAAAGUACACGGACCUUGACUACGCGGAUGUUUCCACCCCAAGUGCGCAAAUCUUGGCCUAUGCCGCCGCGGUGGAAGGAAUGACAUUGCUCAAAAAUGACGGUCUGCUUCCUCUUGGUACAAAGCACCAUUUCAAGACUGUCGCUGUCAUUGGACCUUAUGGCAAUGCCACGACACAGAUGCAAGGAGAUUACUCGGGCAUGGCUCCUCACAUUGUGAGUCCUCUAGAGGCGUUUCAGAGCGCAAGUCAGUGGGAAGUCAAUUACGCGCAAGGCACCACUAUCACCAACGAGACGAAUACUGGAUUCGAUGAGGCCCUGCGCGCGGCGGAAAAGAGCGAUUUGAUCGUAUUUCUCGGAGGCAUCGACAAUUCUCUCGAGAAUGAGGGUCUUGAUCGCAAAUCUCUCGCUUGGCCCCAGAAUCAAAUGGACCUCAUGACAGAGCUGGCAAAGACCAAGAAGCCAAUGAUCGUGGUCCAGUUCGGUGGGGGUCAAGUCGACGACAGCGCGCUUCUUCAAAACGAUCAUGUGAAUGCGAUCGUUUGGGCGGGAUAUCCCAGUCAAAGCGGUGGCACUGCUCUUCUGGAUAUUCUUCAGGGUAAAGUGUCGAUUGCGGGUCGCCUACCUGUCACCCAGUAUCCAGCCAGCUAUGCGGAUCAAGUCAGUCUUUGGGAUCUCAGUCUUCGGCCCAACGCGAAUACUUCAUAUCCAGGACGGACAUAUAAAUGGUACACUGGCGAGCCGGUUCUUCCAUUUGGCUAUGGACUGCACUACACCAAAUUCGAAUAUAAGUGGGAAGAGGGCCUGCACAAGCAAUACAAUAUUCAAGAGCUUGUUGGAUCAUGCAAAAGAAAGUCGGGUGGCUCUAUUAAUGAUGUUACGCCCUUUGCUUCUGUCAAAGUACGCGUUCGAAACGUGGGUCACGAGGAUUCUGACUAUGUCAGCCUGCUUUUCCUCUCGAGUCCCGAUGCAGGACCCGCCCCUCAUCCCUCCAAGACACUGGUCGCCUACUCUCGCCUUCAUGGCAUCAAAAAGAACCAUGCGCAGACUACCACCCUGAAUUUGAACCUGGGCUCUCUGGCCAGAGCUGAUGAGAAAGGAAGUCUAGUGAUCUAUCCGGGCCAUUACAAGCUUGUCCUGGACGUCGAUGAGAGUCUUGCGCUUGAAUUCUCAUUGCACGGAGACCCAGAAGUGAUUGAGACUCUUCCUGAGCCGCAGGAGCAGUAUGACUACACGGUCCCGGUUCAUAUUCAGCCGCCAAGCACCGGGCCACUGUGA
Messenger RNA from Penicillium oxalicum, 2703 nucleotides. RefSeq names its product putative exo-1,4-beta-xylosidase bxlB. Gene Ontology annotation, molecular function: xylan 1,4-beta-xylosidase activity; alpha-L-arabinofuranosidase activity. The transcript has 3 exons. NCBI's taxonomy places the organism in Eukaryota, Fungi, Ascomycota, Eurotiomycetes, Eurotiales, Aspergillaceae. The coding region runs from base 1 to 2703 and encodes 900 amino acids. Gene Ontology annotation, biological process: xylan catabolic process; arabinan catabolic process. The record is from RefSeq and is a predicted model, not a curated record. Gene Ontology annotation, cellular component: plant-type cell wall.